Messenger RNA from Prunus armeniaca (apricot), 405 nucleotides. NCBI's taxonomy places the organism in Eukaryota, Viridiplantae, Streptophyta, Magnoliopsida, Rosales, Rosaceae. The record is from the annotation of a GenBank genome assembly.
AUGAAGCGACGGAAGGCAGAGCGACGCGACCUUUCGACAAGGCCUGAUGUUAGAGGCCAUUCAAUGCCCAUAUCCUCAACCAAUACACUUUGGCCACCUCACCCCCACUCGAUUGCCCAGACAUUUAAAAUCCGAUGCUACAUUCAAGGACCUUUCUCGGCGACAGACUUGAGGGCUACCCGACCCGACCUGGGGGAUAAGCAAGGCUCAGCUCUCAAGGAAAACGCAAAACUAGACAACUCCCCACCCAAGACUAGAUCACCUGUGUACCGACCAGUCGAGUAUGGUGGACCAAGAAUCGGACUAGUGAUUGGGUGUGUAGACACGUACCCGAUCAUGGAUGCGCGUCCCAUCCUCAACCAGGUGUCGCCUUACCUUGAUAUUUCUAAAUGGACAGGUUGGUGA